Messenger RNA from Xylona heveae TC161, 1275 nucleotides. RefSeq names its product glycoside hydrolase family 71 protein. The record is from RefSeq and is a predicted model, not a curated record. Bases 1 to 1275 code for a protein of 424 amino acids. Gene Ontology annotation, molecular function: glucan endo-1,3-alpha-glucosidase activity. Lineage: Eukaryota; Fungi; Ascomycota; Xylonomycetes; Xylonales; Xylonaceae. Gene Ontology annotation, biological process: mating projection tip cell wall disassembly. The transcript is spliced from 2 exons.
AUGUUGUUUACCUACAUCAUCUUCGCUGUUCUGGCGCUGGUCAGCCACACGGUUUGGGCUGCGCCUCCCAAAGCUGUGUUCGCCCACAUGAUUAUGGGCAACAGCGACUUGAAUGAUUGGCUUGAUGAUAUCCAAAAGGCCAAGGAUGCCCACAUCGACGCCUUCGCCAUGAAUAUUGGUGUUGGCAGCGAUCAGAAUCUGCCUUCUCUGCAGGCCGCAUAUCAAGCUGCUAACCAAAUUGGCGGUUUUGGUCUCUUCAUCUCUUUUGAUUAUAUGGCCAAUGGUGCUUGGGAUGCUGGUGACGUCGUAAACUUGCUGAACACGUUCAAGGAUGAGCCUUCUCAGUUCAAAGUUGAUGGCAUACCUCUCGUCUCAACUUUCGAGGGUGCUAACAAUGGCGGUGACUGGACCUGGAUCAAGCAGCAGCUUGACGUUUACUUUGUCCCUUGCUGGUCAACCCUCGGUGCCGCUGACGUCGCUCUCGAUUCCAACGUGGAUGGUGGCUUCAGCUGGAAUGCCUGGCCUGAUGGUGCCAGCGACAUGGAAAGCGUGUUUGACAAGGCGUACAUCGAAGCGCUGGGCGACAAGUCUUACAUGAUGCCAGUGUCUCCUUGGUUCUACACCAACCUUGCCAGCUAUGAAAAGAACUGGGUCUGGCGUGGCGACGACCUGUGGUUUGAUCGCUGGCAGCAAAUCAUCGAGCUCCAACCGGCCAUGGUCGAAAUUAUUUCCUGGAACGAUGUCGGCGAGUCUCAUCACAUUGGUCCCAUCCGCUCCUCUGGUGUCCCAGAAGGAGCGUGGUAUGUGGACGGCAUGGACCACGAGCAUUUUCGCGAUGUGCUUCCCUACUUCAUUGAUCAGUACAAGAAUGGCAACUCGACUGCCCCCACGGUCGACAAGGAAGGCAUCACCUACUACUACCGAGUGACCCCGGCCGAUGCCUGCUCAAAUGGAGGGACCACUGGGAAUGAUCCCGCGUACCAAGCGACGGUUGAUCCGAACCUUGUGGUGCAAGACAAUAUCUACGUUGACGCGCUGGUGAGCUCUCCCGCCUGGGUUACUGUCCAGAUAGGCAAUAACCCCCUUCUUACUCUCCGAGCCAUGCAUGCGGGCGUCAACCACUUUUCCGUCCCUUUCAGCGGCCAGACUGGCAAUGUCACGGUUGGCCUCUACCGUGACGGCACGACACUCGCCCAGGAUACAGGCUUAGCCAUCACCACCGACUGCCCCAAUGGUAUGACCAACUACAAUGCUUUUGCGGGCGGUAGCUUCUGA